Mercurialis annua (annual mercury) is the source of this 1441-nucleotide messenger RNA. Its product is annotated as (R,S)-reticuline 7-O-methyltransferase-like. Gene Ontology annotation, molecular function: S-adenosylmethionine-dependent methyltransferase activity; protein dimerization activity; O-methyltransferase activity. Bases 57 to 1247 code for a protein of 396 amino acids. The transcript is spliced from 2 exons. Gene Ontology annotation, biological process: methylation. The record is from RefSeq and is a predicted model, not a curated record. Lineage: Eukaryota; Viridiplantae; Streptophyta; Magnoliopsida; Malpighiales; Euphorbiaceae.
AAUACGAUGUCUAGCUAAUUUUCUAUUAAAGAAAUCGUUUUGGAUCAAACAGUAACAUGCAUAUUUCAAUUUUCGAAAAACAGAUUCCACAACUAAAACACUCCCAGUUUAUUCAAUUUUCUAUUCUUGAUCAGAUCAGAGAAACAAAAGCUGGAAAAGAAAUGGCCGGAAGUAGCAAUCAAGAACCAACGUUAGACGAUUAUAAUGAAGAAGCAAUGGUUAGAGGACAAGCUGAAUUAUGGAACUGCAUAUUCGGCUAUGUGCAAGCCAUGGCAUUAACGUGCGUAGUUCAACUAGGCAUUCCUGAUAUUAUCAACUCUCACGGCCGCCCUCUCUCCAUAUCUUCCAUUGUAGAACACAUUAAUCACCCUUCCUUAAACUCCGAUCGCCUCUCGCGAAUCAUGACAUUUCUAGCUCGUAAACGUAUUUUCACUGCCAAACCGGACCCCGAAACUACUACUAUUUUAUACGGGCUCACAAACUCAUCGAAAUGGCUACUACGCGAUUCGAAGACGAGCCUUGCGCCUAUGGCGCUCCUGCAAACUACUCCAAUCAUGCGAUCACCUUGGCAAUAUCUUACUGACAUUGUCAAAGAAGAAGGAACCAGUGCGUUUGCAAAAUCUAACGGUUUAGAUUUGUAUGAUCUUAUUGCAGUGAAUCCGGAGUUUAAUGGUUUAUUCAGUUCAGCUAUGGAUUCUUCAUCCAUGGUUACUUUAGAAGCUGUGAAGAGCUGCUAUAAAGACGGGUUCGUUGGAAUUAAUUCUAUUGUGGAUGUAGCUGGCGGGACUGGUGCUAUGAUUGGUGAGAUUGUGAAGGAACAUCCGCAUAUUAAAGGUAUUAAUUUUGAUCUUCCACAUGUGGUGGCUGUAGCACCUGAGUACGCCGGAGUCACCCAUGUUGGCGGCGAUAUGUUUACAAGCAUUCCUCCGGCUGAUGCCCUCAUUUUGAAGUGGAUAUUGCACAACUGGAACGAUGAAGAAUGCAUUAAAAUCUUGGAAAAUUGCCGGAAAGCUAUGAGCAAGAAAACGGGAAAGCUUAUAAUUAUAGAUGCAGUGUUGAAGGCAGAAGGAGAUGGGCUAUUUGAUGACAUGGCAUUCACAUUUGAUUUAACGAUGAUGGUUUUAUGCAAUGCUAAGGAAAGAAAUGAAGCUGAUUGGAAAAAACUGCUCGAACAAGGAGGCUUUCCUACCUAUAAAAUUAUUCAAAUUCCAGCCUUAUUAUCCAUUAUCGAAGCUUACCCACAAUAAUAAUGUGUACAUUAAUGAUAGGGUAUUCGAUCGUAAGUUCCGGAAAUUAGGAGUCGAAUUCUAUAUCGCACGAGUAUUAUUUAUGGAACAGGUCUAGAUUAGAAUUUCUCUAAUAUAUAUCCGUGUUCUCUAUACAUAUGUAUAUAUAUCAUCCAAAAUUUACCUUGUUUAUUAUGGAAUUCUGCUUUAUGCAA